Molecule: messenger RNA, 2004 nt
Organism: Symphalangus syndactylus (siamang)
Lineage: Eukaryota; Metazoa; Chordata; Mammalia; Primates; Hylobatidae
Gene: BORCS7
Product: BLOC-1 related complex subunit 7
Cellular component (GO): BORC complex
Source: RefSeq, a predicted model, not a curated record
UUCCCAUGGAGGAAGACAGACGCCUCGUUUCCUUCCGCUUUGCCUGUCUUUUGGCCCCGGCGACUCACCAUCGCCCGUGCGGAGGCGAUCGCUAACUGAAAUGAUGGCGACGGGAACGCCAGAUUCUCAAGCGCGGUUCGGUCAGUCCGUGAAGGGGCUUCUCACGGAGAAGGUGACCACUUGUGGUACUGACGUGAUCGCGCUCACCAAGCAGGUGCUGAAGGGCUCCCGGAGCUCCGAGCUGCUAGGUCAGGCAGCUCGAAACAUGGUACUCCAGGAAGAUGCCAUCUUGCACUCAGAAGAUAGUUUAAGGAAGAUGGCAAUAAUAACAACCCAUCUUCAAUACCAGCAAGAAGCUAUUCAGAAGAAUGUUGAACAGUCAUCAGAUCUACAGGACCAGUUGAAUCAUCUGUUGAAAUAGAAUGACAUAUAAGAGUGCUGUAGCACUCCUUUGCCUAAUGCUGAGGAGUAAAUACCUUACACAGCUGUCCUCUGGGUUUUGUUUUCUAUUUUCUUCUCCAAAAGUUAAGUUAGAAAAGUUCUGUGUUGAUGUACAGUUUCUCCUAAGAGGAAGUGAGGUGGCUGAAUUUUGGAAGCACUUCUUGAACUGGAUUAACCCAUGCUCUUAUUGAAUUCUUUCAUCUGCUCUGUUUAGUUUGAUAUUAAAGCAAAAUUAAAAGAGGUCUUAGUUUUUCCCAUAGAACUUUUAAUGUGUCAAAAGCUAUAUUGUCUAAAUUGCAGUACUUAAGCAAAUAACUGAGUAGUGUAUUCAAAUUUAAAUUCAGAAAUAGAGCUUCUAUUAUGAACACAUGAGAAUGAUUUUUUUCUCUUAAUCAUUAUUAAGGAAAUAUUUUAAUUUCAUGGUCAUAUAAUGGUGAUAAGUAAUACCUGAUUGUUUCCUUUUCUGUUCUAGUAACUCAGAGGAGAUAUGUGUUUUAUUUGUGAUAGCAAAUUCCUAAAUGAACAUUAGGCAAGUGGUAUCAUUAUCAGGCCAGCUGCAGCCUCUUGCCUUGACCUGCAUUCCUAGAAUUUCUUUGCUGCUGUAAUUCUUGAUUAAGUGACCUUGACUUUCAUUUUGUAAUUUUGCUAAUCAUCAGCAAAUUCACUUGCAUGACGUUACUGCCAAAUAUGAAGGCAGUUGAAUUAUUAUGAGUGAUUGUGGCAGAGGGUUGUGCCAUGGUGAAAACUUUGAUGUUUGUCUGUGUUCAUUGGAUCCAUCUUUUUAAAUGACAUUACCAUGAGUCUGUUGUUAAACCUAAAUAUCUUUGUUUGAAUUUAAAAUGGGACUCUAAAUUGUUCUAGUUCAGGUCUUCAUUGACUAAGAGAUUGAGAGAAAUCUGACAUAAGAAAAUACUGUUUUCACUGCAGGAACAAAGAGGAAGUAACAGUGAAUCCAAUAUAGUUCAUAUUGUUAUUGUCCAAUCAUCAAGUUAACUAAGCAUAUCAGAUUACAUUUAUUUCUCAUACAUACGGAUAUUAACUUAAGGUAAAAAAAGCUAGAUGUGAAGGAUCUGAAAAGGCAUUAAUUUAUGCACUAAUUCUAUAAACAUGUAUUAAUAAUUGCAGUAUUAUUAAAUACAGAUGGACUCAAUUUACCUUUGAAAAGAAAGACUACUAAUUUAGAAAACAAAGCUAAGUGCAGUCAUUACAAGAAGCAAAGAAAUACUUAAGUUAGAAAAAAAUUAAAAUGAAGGGAUGGUCUAAGUUUUCUUCAUGCUGGAACAAAUAUUAAAGAAGCAGCGAUUGCUUACAUCAUAUGUGAUAAAAUAAUACCUUUCACAAUCAAAAUUUUAAUAGUAAAUAUAAGAUAAAAUUUAUAUUAAAUAAUGAAAACGUAUUUGUACUGAAUUUAGUCACUAGGGAACAUCGUAACAAAAUACAUGAAAGAAAAGUAGCCAGAAAUGUGAGAACAGGUGGAAAUGUAUACAUUAUCUGAUGGUUUGUUUUUUUAUGGAAAUAAACAACAUACAUAGAAUUAAAUCGUGAUCAAAAACAUGGAAAAAA